This is a messenger RNA of Funneliformis caledonium, 189 nucleotides long. The record is from the annotation of a GenBank genome assembly. NCBI's taxonomy places the organism in Eukaryota, Fungi, Glomeromycota, Glomeromycetes, Glomerales, Glomeraceae.
CGGAGAACUGGUUUGACAUAUUAUAUUAUGUUAAAGCUGAAAGCGUUGAAGAGAAAAAUAAGGUGUUAGCUACAAUUAGGGAAUAUGUUAAUAGCAUGAGAAACUCAUACAGACUAUCGAUUUCUGAAACAUUAUUGAUUCCUGUUCUCUCAAAAAUUUAUUGUAUAACACAUGCAAAUUGCAUUAAAA